GGCUUCGCUCUCUCUAUGGUUUCCGGAAGUCUCACCGGAAGCCCUUGGCGUAAGAGCGUGCGGGGGUGUGAGGAGACCGGAAAUUGCGUCCUCAUUGCUCGCCGUUUCAAAAUGCUGCUGAGGCCUUAGGCCCUGCGACUGACACCCUUUCCCUCCACCCCCCGGGGCUCGGAGGGGGCGCGACCCAUGGAGAGGCCGUAAGUUACCAGCAGAUUUCAAUAUUCACUGCCAAAAUGACAUCACAUUCCACCUCUGCCCAGUGUUCAACUUCCAACAGUGCCUGCAGGAUCUCUCCUGAACAAAUAAAUCAGGUACGACCAAAACCUCCACUUUUGAAGAUAUUGCAAGCAGCAGGCGCACAAGGUGAAAUGUUCACUGUAAAAGAGGUAAUGCACUAUCUAGGCCAGUAUAUAAUGGUGAAGCAGCUUUAUGAUCAACAAGAGCAGCAUAUGGUAUAUUGUGGUGGUGAUCUUUUGGGAGAACUACUAGGACGUGAAAGUUUUUCUGUGAAAGAUCCAAGCCCUCUCUAUGAUAUGCUAAGAAAGAAUCUUGUCAUGUUACCUACCGCUACCACAGAUGCUGCUCAGACUCUGGCUCUCGCACAGGAUCACAGUAUGGAUAUUCCAAGUCAAGACCAACUGAAGCAAAGUGUGGAGGUAAAGCCCAGUUCCAGGAAAAGAACUGAAGAAGGUGAUAUUUCCACACUACCUAUCUCACAGCAUAAACGCAGAAAUUCUAGAGGAGAUGAAGACUUGAUAGGAAAUUUAACUCAAGAUGAAACAUCUAGGCUGGAACUUGAUUUUGAGGAGUGGGAUGUAGCUGGCCUGCCUUGGUGGUUUUUAGGAAAUUUGAGAAACAACUAUACACCUAGAAGUAAUGGAUCAACUGAUUUACAGACAAACCAGGAUAUAGGUACUGCCAUUGUUUCAGACACUACAGAUGAUUUGUGGUUUCUAAAUGAGUCAGUAUCAGAACAAUUAGGUGUUGAAAUAAAAGUUGGAGCUGCUGAUUCUGAACCAGAAGUAGGGAAAGUGAAUGACAAAAAGGUGAUUGAAGUGGUAAAAAAUGAUGAUUUUGAGGACUCUAAGUCCUUAAAUAGUGAUACUGAUGUAGAAGUUACCUCUGAGGAUGAGUGGCAGUGUACUGAGUGCAAGAAAUUCAACUCUCCAAGCAAGAAGUACUGUUUUCGUUGCUGGGCCUUGAGGAAGGAUUGGUAUUCCGAUUGUUCUAAGUUAACUCAUUCUUUCUCCACGUCUGAUAUCACUGCCAUACCUGAAAAGAAGGAAAAUGAAGGAAUUGAUGUCCCUGAUUGUCGAAGAACCAUUUCAGCUCCAGUUGUUAGACCUAAAGAGGGAUAUGUAAAAGAAGAAAAUUCCAAACUUUUUAAUCCCUGUAACUCAGUGGAAUUCUUGGAUUUGGCUCACAGUUCUGAAAGCCAAGAGACUAUUUCAAGCCUGGGAAAACUAUCAGAUAACCUUUCUGAGCACAGAACAGAUAUGGAAAGUAUGGAGGAUUGCCAGAAUAUCUUGAAGCCUUGUAGCUUAUGUGAGAAAAGACCGCGAGAUGGGAACAUUAUCCAUGGGAAGACAAGCCAUCUUACCACUUGUUUUCCAUGUGCUAGAAGACUAAAGAAGACUGGAGCUUCGUGCCCUAUUUGCAACAAAGAGAUUCAAUUGGUUAUUAAGGUUUUUAUAGCAUAGUUGAAUCAGUUGUAGAGAAAUAUUGGGAGGAUUAGGUCAUUCAUCAAAACAUCAGUAUUCUUGUGAGGCAGAGGCAGGAAGAUUACAGGUUUUAGGUCAUCUUGGUCUACAUAGUGAGACUUGUCUCCAAAGAAAAGUAAAGCAAUCAGUAUUGCGCAUCUACUCCAUGUGGCCUGCUGUAUGUGUUCAUUUGCUCAUGUGAACAUCUGUUUUGGGUCAUUUUUUGCCUCUAAUCUUAUAUGAAAUUUGAGAAUAUUUUAGAACUAGAUAUCAAUCUGGGGGACUAUAUGAACACGGUAAAUAUGUAAGGCAUUUCAUUGUCCCUCCAAAGAUGACAAUUUGGGAGGAAACUUAUCAGUAUAAACCAAAAUGCAUUCAUUUAUUCACUUACCAGAUUGUCUGAAGACUUAGCUCUUUAAUUGUUCUCUACCCUACUUUACAUUCUUCUGUUGUCAGAAUCCAAGGUAGUUAUUUAAAAAAUGCUAGGGGGCUGGAAAUUUGGCUCAGUGGUAGAGCACUUGCCUUGCAUGCCUGAGGCCCUGGGUUCGAUUCCUCAGCACCACA
Dipodomys spectabilis (banner-tailed kangaroo rat) is the source of this 2264-nucleotide messenger RNA. RefSeq names its product MDM4 regulator of p53 (gene Mdm4). The record is from RefSeq and is a predicted model, not a curated record. Gene Ontology annotation, cellular component: nucleus. Gene Ontology annotation, biological process: regulation of cell cycle; protein ubiquitination; negative regulation of apoptotic process. Bases 234 to 1700 code for a protein of 488 amino acids. Gene Ontology annotation, molecular function: ubiquitin-protein transferase activity. NCBI's taxonomy places the organism in Eukaryota, Metazoa, Chordata, Mammalia, Rodentia, Heteromyidae. The transcript is spliced from 11 exons.